Messenger RNA from Osmerus eperlanus (European smelt), 4923 nucleotides. RefSeq names its product TGF-beta activated kinase 1 (MAP3K7) binding protein 2 (gene tab2). Gene Ontology annotation, molecular function: K63-linked polyubiquitin modification-dependent protein binding; ubiquitin binding. The transcript is spliced from 8 exons. The record is from RefSeq and is a predicted model, not a curated record. NCBI's taxonomy places the organism in Eukaryota, Metazoa, Chordata, Actinopteri, Osmeriformes, Osmeridae. The coding region runs from base 451 to 2817 and encodes 788 amino acids. Gene Ontology annotation, biological process: positive regulation of protein kinase activity; positive regulation of canonical NF-kappaB signal transduction.
ACAAAAAAAACACGGGUCUCUCUCUCUCGCGAUAGUCGCUUGCUAAUGCAGCCGCCAUAUUCUCUGAUAGUAUUUUGAUUCGUAUCUGGAAGUUAUAGAAACGAAACGAGAAAAUAAAGGGGAUAGUUCAGGGGGUGUAGAAGAAUAGUUGUCAAAAGUAUUCCCGAGUCUCCAAAACAGCGGGGGACUACGUUGUAAUAUUACCCCAGUCGAGAGUUAAUACAGUGAGGGCCUGGGUGCCGUUGAAUCUCCGAUUCCGAAGUCCCCUGCUCCGCUUCUUUCAGCACCACGGCCCAGUGGAGAUUCUGUAGCUGUGUCUCGGGUGUUGAAGGUGGCCCAGGGAGCGGCGGCGGAGACGACAAUGCUGCAGCUGUGUGGCGUGCUGACCCCACGGCCCGCUCAGUGAGCUGACCAGAGCGCCGCCACCCUCCCUGACCUGGCACUACACGAAUGGCCCAGGGAAGCCGCCAGAUUGACGUUCAGGUUUUGCACGAGCUGCUCCAGAAGUUCCCUGAGGUUCCCGAGGGUGUCGUGUCCCACUGUGUACGGCAGAACAACAACAGUUUGGACGCCUGCUGUGAGUACCUGUCCAAGGUGAGUCCGGGCUUCCUGUACAGCGAAGAGAACCUCCUCAUCCCCGACGACCCCAGCUAUCCCGGGCUCCGGAAUCACAUGACCCAGCUGAACCUGGGCCUGCAGUCUCAUAAUGUGCAUGCGGCCCCUGUGAGAGACAACCUGAGGAUGAACGGCAGCAGGACUCUGUCCCACAGCCUGAGCGACGGGCCCCUCCAGGGUGGCCAGCCCCCCAGCGGAGACUUCUUCCAGCAGGAGCCUCAGUCGGCCCCCGUUCAGGUGCCCUCCAGCCUCAAUGUGUUCGGAGCGAUGGAGCACAAGCGCAAGCCCCAGCCCCCGCAGCACCUGGGGCUGUACCAGCUGGGGGGCAAAGGGCAGACCAUGGGCCCCCAGCAGACCCCUCGUUUCAACCCCAUCACUGUGACCCUGGCGCCCAACAUCCAGACGGGCCGGAACACCCCCACCUCUUUGCACAUACACGGCGGGCCCCAGUCAGGCCUGGGCAGUCCAGUGGGGAACUCCAUCUACAUCAGGCCUUACGUCACCCAGCCCGGCAGCACCCGGCAGCACCAGCAGCAGCAGCAGCAGGCCGGCCGGGCCCAGUACAGCCCCACCUCCCAGCCCCUGCAGCAGAUCUACCAGAUCUCCCACCCUUCCUCUCUGCCCGGCUCUUGGGCAGGCGCCGCCCCCUCCCAGCACCCCUCCUCCUCACAGCACCAGUCCCAGGGCCAGAAAACCUCCCACGUCUACAUGCCCAUCAGCUCCCCCACCAACCCCCAAGCCCCCUCCAUCCUCCAGGCCCCGUCCAGCGGGCAGGCCUCCUCUGGGGUCUCCUCCACGGUCAUGCCCACCUCCCUGGCCUCCUUCAGCCAGUACAACAUCCAGAACAUCUCCACUGGGCCGCGCAAGAACCAGAUAGAGAUCAAACUAGAGUCUCCUCAGAGGAGCAACUCCACCACCACCACGGCCGUGCUGCGCACCAGCAGCGGCCCCCGCUCCACCUCCUCCUCCUGCCCCUCCUCCUCCUCCGUGGGGGCGGCCAGCGGCUCCACGGCCCCCCUCUCCAUCGGGGGCCCUGGGCUGAGCCGCAGCCAGCCCACUGUUUACAUCUCCGCCAGCCCCCCCCCUGUAGCUGCUCCUCCCCCCGCCGACGAGGCCGUCAUGGCCCCCACAGGCUCCCGCUCGCAGCCCAAGUUUUACAUUUCUGCUAACGCCUCCAGCGACGAGGGAGGGGGGAGGAACCCCCCCACCGUCUACAUCUCCGCCAACCCCCCCAUGCAGGGCCCGCCGGGGGCCAGGAACAUAGGGGGCCAGAUGAGCAUGGGCCCCGCCUACAUCCACCAUCACCCCCCUAAAUCCCGCGCCUCCAUGGGCGUGGGGGGGGCGCCUGCCUCCCCGCGGGUGGUGGUCACCCAGCCCAACACCAAGUACACUUUCAAAAUCACUGUGUCCCCCAACAAGCCCCCCGCGGUGUCCCCCGGUGUGGUGUCCCCCACCUUCGAGCCCACCAACCUCCUCAGCCUCCCCUCCGACCACCACUUUGUGGAGCCGGAGGCCGAGCCCCUGGCCUCACACAGGGAGCGCCCCAGCGAGGCACGACGCCCCAGCACAGGCUCAGACGACGCAGCGUACACACAAGCCCUGCUAGUCCACCAGAAGGCUCGUAUGGAAAGGCUGUGGCACGAGCUGGAGUUGAAGAAGAAGAAACUGGAGAAGCUAAAAGAGGAAGUGAACGAGAUGGAGAACGACCUCACCAGGAGAAGACUAGAACGCUCCAACUCUGUUUCUCAGAUCCCCUCUAUUGAGGAAAUGCAGCAGUUGCGAUGCAAAAACAGGAUACUGCAGAUCGACAUUGACUGCUUAACCAAAGAAAUCGAUCUCCUUCAAACACGAGGACCACACUUCAACCCCAGUCUCAUUUAUAACUUCUAUGACAACAUUGGCUUCCUAGGUCCUGUCCCACCCAAACCUAAAGGUACUUUAUCUGUUGAUCCAGAGGGCCAGGGGACUGACAGGAGAGGGUGUAGAUUCAAUGUCACCUCCAAGCUCACCAUGGAGCCCUCCCCCGCCCCUCCCCCCGCCCCUCCCCCUGCUCUCCCUCUGGACUCGAGCAGUAAGGGUGUAAGGACGGUAUCAGGCCAGGAGGAGGACGAGGGGACGCAUUGGAACUGCACGGCCUGCACGUUCCUCAACCACCCCGCCCUCAACCGCUGUGAACAGUGUGACUUCCCCCGGCACUUCUGAGCCACACACGCCUCCCUAUCUCCCUCCGCCUUCCAGCAGAGCAAAAAAAUAUAUACAAUACUAGAAAGGCCUUUUUUUCUUCUAGUUGGAUGAAAAUGGACAGGGUUAGUUGCUUUUUUUUUCCCCAAUGUGGCUUGUUUCUUUCCCCUCCAUGGUUUGUUGAAUGCUGUCCAUCGAAGGCUGGACUGGAUAGUGUUUACAGGUGGUUAGUGACUCAGCAGAGACAGCAGACUUGGAUGACCAUACCUUCUCUUGGAAACUCUGCAUGCGUGGGGUCCAUCCUCCAUCCCCCACCUCCUACACACACACACACACACACACACACACACUUAAAAGGCAACAUUACUCAAGGGGAGGCCUCACUGCUUCUAUUUACAGUAUUAUCAGAAUGUUGUCCUGUAGGGUCAUGGCACAAACACACACACAAAGAAAAACUUGCACACGUCAACAACAAACCAACAUGGGUGCCUGCGUACCUUUGCUGAUGUAUUUUUUUUAUUUUUCUUCUUCUUCUGUGGCGGCACAAUCAGGCAUGGGAACUAGGGAACCGCCACAGCUGCCAUCUGAAGGGAAAACGAACAGACUACUUUCAGUUUGGUUGCUGUUUCUACCGGAUGAUAAGGGGAAGCUAGCCUUGUUACUGCCACCAAAACUUGCCUCUCGCCCUUCCAAGUAGUGCCCCUUUCGAGGCUGCGUCUCUUCGAUCUACAGGAAACAAACCCCCCCAAAAAGGAAACUAAAUUGCAUGCGUGUACAGUACAUGAAGGGAAGAGAUGCCCUUGAGAUUUUCACUGUACAUCUUUUUAGAAUGUGCCUUAAAUGCCUUCUUCUUCCUCACACUAUGAAUCACUUGUAUUUCCUGUAAGUAUAGCUUUAUAGACUUUAUUAGCUUUUGUUUUUGUCUUUUUUUGUGCCUUCAACAAAUAAGCACGCUGUCCCUCUUUAAGCUUUUACUUGAUUUCUGUGAGAUUUGAAGCGUCGCUGUAGCAGAGCAGUACGUCAGUGGAAACGAACGCAGCCCCAAAGCUUCGGCGCCACUGCGUUCUUCACCGCUCUGUAAACGCAGACCUUCUCGUGUACGAUCUGCGGAUGCAGGAAAGUCGAGAGAUGGAGGAAUUUCGUGGACGCCAGAGAUCUUGGACUGGCAAAAAAAAAAAAAAAAAAAAAUGACAAACUGAAAAAAGCAAAUGACAAACUGCCAUCUUAUCUGACAACUGGAAUGUAGGUUUAAUAUUUGGGGACUUUGACACCUUCGUGCCAGAAGAGACUCAUGGACGGUUCAUCCAAACCAAUUACAUCUAAACAGAAGCAUGUAAGAUGGAAUUGUAUCCUAUUAUAUUGUAAGGUGUUCCUCCCUGUACAGUUUGGUGAAAGGCAACUGUUUCCUGAUGGCUUUCAGAAUAUGCGUAGUUGCUAUGCAGUAUAAAUUGGGUUUUCAUGUGUGUACCAAAGAUCAGGAUGAAUAUGUUUUAAUGUUUUAAGUAUUCCUGUUUCCAAUCAAGAAAUAUUUAUGUAGGGAUAUGUGACUUGUAUUCUCCCUCACAGAAUUGUUGAGGAACUCCACAAAACAAUACAGUACAAAAAUGACAGUGGUUAUUUCAAACAUUAUAAAAACAACUGUCCUCUUUGUACAAUCUUACUCUUAUUGGGUUUCAUUUGUCUUGUGAAGCUUCUGCUUGAUGAGGAUGGUUUCAAAGUUUACUAUUUUAAUUACUUUACCCUAAUUGUGGAAUCGUUUUUCACAUGCGAUAUGCUGCCUCACAUUACUGCCUUAGGUGUUUGUAUUGAUAAUCUGUGCGUUCACAAAUCAAGAUGCCAUUUUCAAAACCAAAACAGAUUAUCGUUGGAGAAAAAGCGAUCAAUUUAAGAAAUCGUAGUCUAAAAUCAGUAGUUGUCUCUUAAGCACUUAUGCGAUACUAUUUCUCGUAAACCAAAGACAAACCAAAGAAAGCUUGAUCUGCAGCUCUGUGUGAAGUUGGUUCAUACAUGUUUUAUUAAUUAAAAAAUAAUAAAUUGGAUAUCUAAAGUGUUUUUGAUUUUAGCUGGGAAAACUGUCUUUGUAACAGAUAAGUUAUUUGUAAAAAUAAAAAAAAAUCUAUUCUGAAA